Soboliphyme baturini is the source of this 1110-nucleotide messenger RNA. The record is from the annotation of a GenBank genome assembly. NCBI's taxonomy places the organism in Eukaryota, Metazoa, Nematoda, Enoplea, Dioctophymatida, Soboliphymatidae.
AUGCUGCCAAGGAUAAAGGCAGAUAAUGUCCGACGUGCUGCGGUGUUGGAAGGGAUGUGUAAAUCGAUGUGUCCGGAAAAGGAACGUUACGAGCGCCAACUUCAGGCGCGAAUAGCUGGGUAUGAGCUAGAAGACGAGGCUAAGUGGUUGAUCGACAAUAAAAGAAUAGUGAAAGAAUAUGUGCGAUCAUCUGCGGAUCAGGAGGAACCGCUUCCUCACGAGUUGCGAAGCAAAGAGGCCCUAGAACUGACGAUGAACUACUUGGUCAGAGACGUGGUAGCCCAGUGUCCAUUGGAAAACUCGCGCCUGCCAUCGUGGUACGACUUUGUCUGGAACAGAACUAGAGCAAUACGAAAAGUUAGUCGAGUCGAACAGACGCUACGCAACGCAGAAUUGCUUUAUUCUCUAGAAAUGCUUGAUUUAGGAGAUCACUCAGCAGAUGAUUACCGACGACAAAAUAUUGCCGAAUGCAUGCUUAGCUUAAAGCACGCGUAUGAAUAUUUGAGAAAAACAGGCGUCGAUUGCAAAAAUGAAGAAGAAUUUCGAGCAUUGGAUAUCUUAUUAAAUUUGAACGUACCGAUCCAAGUUUUAUCCUAUCCGGCUAAUUUACGGAACUCGCCUAAAGUGAAACUUGCUUUGAAAUUUUACAACGCAUUUCGAAGUAAUCAUUACGUGUCCUUCUUCCGUCUUCUGGACGAACAGGCAGAUUUCUUGCAAGCAUGUGUGCUGCACACCCACUGUAGAAAAGUGCGCUCUACUGCUCUUCAGAUAAUGUCGAAAGCUUAUGGACCAUCUAACGGAAAGGUAAACAUUGUCCCUCAAGUCAAAACGCCACUGACACUGCUGAAAUUCGACGAUCGAUCAGAUGCACUGAAUUUUUUAGCACAUUUCGGUCUUUCUGGCUGUUCUUCAGACGGAAGUCAUAUCAUUUUGCAAAGAUCCACAUUUCAGUGUCCGGAAGAACAGCCGAAGUUGCGGCAUUCUCUCCUGAUUGACCAGAAGUGCAACAAACCAAUAGCACAGGUACGAAAUUCACGAGAAAAAUUAAGUGAUCGAAAUAUUGGUAUCCUACUGUUUAACGAUUAUUAUCAUUAUCUUUUUAUCGCUUGA